Messenger RNA from Caenorhabditis sp. 36 PRJEB53466, 1458 nucleotides. Lineage: Eukaryota; Metazoa; Nematoda; Chromadorea; Rhabditida; Rhabditidae. The record is from the annotation of a GenBank genome assembly.
AUGCGGGUCUAUUCGCUUAUACUUCUCUGCUUCAUUACUACUGUUUAUGGACAGGAAAAGGCAGAGGUUGAUAUUCGAGUUUCUGGAGCGUGUUCCCCGAGUAAGUUCGCCAGCUGUCAAGCUAUUCUAAGAAAUUUGAAAACUCGGAAUAUUGUGAGAAGAAGUGAGAAGAACGCAGAAUCCAAUAAGUUUUCUGAGUGCCAUGAUGUACCUGUUUUCGUGUUCUUGCUAAUCUAUUCAUUGACGCGGAUCCUGUUUUCGUUGACCACAUUUCAUCCGAAUUUCAUGGAAUUUUGCAGUAUACUUGUCUCGGAAAGGAAUCGAUAUUAACAAGUACCGACCAAGCAUACGCUUCAACCCGGAUAAGAUCCAACUCAUCCCGAAGAACCCAGUCAUUCCGGGAUGCAUUAAAAUUAAGGCCGAAGGUUUGUGUCCUGCUUGUCUGGCAGUUUAUCCCUGUUUUGUUCAGGAGUUGAGAUCACAAAGCCAACAAAGAACUUGAUCGCUGAGGUUGAGAUGAGAAUCGGAGGCACUCCAGAUCCAAACAAUCCAGCUCUGCCUUGUUCCAAGAAGAUUGACGAGAAAGUUAAUCAGUGCCCAUGUGCUAAAUUGGAAGGAUCCUGGUAACCGACUUCUCCCUCUCUCUCUCUUUCCCUUAGUACAGUAAUGUUCCAGUGUGUUCUGUGAUUUCUGCAAGCAGCUGAAGGCGCAAUCGUCCAAAAUCACAGCCAGCAAAAUAAGCCGACCCGAACACAAAUUGAUUGACGAGGAUUGCAAGUAUGUCAUUCCAUUUUCACGCCGCACAAUUAUGUCAAAUCAAAAGGACAAAUUUCUGUGUACAAGUAACAUAAUGAUCCUGAAAUGGGUUCACACUGCAAACGCAAAUAGUGUCUUUUGUCUUUUGGAUCAGUCGGACAGGGGUCUAAGAUAUCAAAGAAGAGGGCUAGUCUAAGAUAUCAAAGACGAAAAACAUAAAGCACAGAAAAAGAACGACCAAAGUGCGAACUAUAGUGCGGUGUACAUGUCAAAAAAAGAAAAGAAACAUGAUAAUGACGUGUGAUCAAGAAAACAGGAUAUUUUGGGAGAUGGUGUAGCCAUGCUAUAGUCUCAGUUGUUUUCAGAUGUGGCGAGAUGCAACCGGGACUUUACGACAUUGAAACCGAGAUGUGUACACCUGAAAUGGACGAUUUCAAGGAUUACAUCCCGCCUGAGAUUCAGAACAAUAUUCUCGAAAAAAGACCUGUUAGUGACAUUUCAAAGUAAUCAAGGCUUACUGGUAAAUUUCAGAUCUCUAUGUUCAUAACUGUAUAUCUGAUGGAUAUGGAGCCAAGAUCUUCCAAGGAAUCUUAUCUAUCCGCUUUCGGAAAAGCAAUUCUCCAGAGAAGAAUGGCCCAGAGUACGGUCGCCUGCUUCCUCCUCGGAAUCGACGUCAAACUUGCUCUCCCGUCGUUUGACUAA